Molecule: messenger RNA, 1395 nt
Organism: Biomphalaria glabrata
Lineage: Eukaryota; Metazoa; Mollusca; Gastropoda; Planorbidae
Product: myosin heavy chain, striated muscle-like
Exons: 2
Coding region: 1-1395 (464 amino acids)
Source: RefSeq, a predicted model, not a curated record
AUGAUAAAGUCUUGGAACAGAAGUUGUCUUCAGCUGGAAAAGGAAAAGAACAUUGUAAAGAAUCUACAGAAAGAAUGCUCGUCACUUCAGUCUUAUGUCUGUAAACUUCAGAAUGAGGUGAAAGAACUAGAAUCUGAGAAAAUCAAAUUAGCCAAAAUCAUUUCAAAGUUGGAAAACACUAAAGCUAAUUUGGAGAAAGAUAGGGAUGCCAUCUCUUCUUGUUUGAAUGAGGAAAAAGAAAGGUAUAAGAAAGAAUGUGCCACUUUGAUGUCAACAAUAACACAGUUGCAAAGGGAGGGGAAAAUCUAUGAUGAGGAAAACAAUCAAAUGGACAGAACAAUCCAAGAGCUAGUGACAAUGAAUGCCAGUCUAGAGAAAACUAAAGAUAUCAUUGCUACUCAGCUUGAAGCCGAGAGAGACAAGUCACAGAAAGAGUUAAAAUCAUCCAUAUCAGUAUUACUAGAGGAAUCAGAGGCAGAGAAAGUCAAGUUAAGCAGUAGAAUAACAGAGUUACAGAAAGAGACUUUAGAAUUGGGAAAGAAAUUAGAAAAUACUGAGCAAGAGUUUCAAUCUGUUUCAUCCCAACUUUUGGAAGAAAAGAGUUCAGUCAGCACUAUCAAAGAAGAAUGCUCAGCAAUGAAUUUUACCAUUUUAAAAAUGGAGAAUGAAAUAGCAGGUUUGAAAACUGAAAAAAUUAAUUUAGUCCAAGGUUUAUCAGAGUUAGAAAAUGUAAGAGCUAGUCUUGAGAAAGACAAAAAUGGCCUCUCUUCAUGCGUAGAGGAGGAAAGAGAAAAGUCCAAAAAAGAAUGUUCUGUUUUUAUGUCAUUAAUAACAGAACUAAAACAGGAACGUGAACAGUUUCACCCGGAAGUGGUUCAAUUAAAAAUAACAAUUGAUGAGCUAGAGAAACAAAAUGCUAGCUUAGAGAAUGAUAAGAAAGCUAUUUCUUCCCAAUGGGAAUUCGAAAGAGACAAAUCACAGAUUGCACUUGAAGAAUCAGAGGCAGAGAAAGAGAAAUUGAAUGCUAUGAUAUCAGAGGUACAGAAAGUGUCAUUGGAGUUGGAAAAGAAAUUAGAAGAUUCAGUACAAAAGUGUCAAGCGAUUUCUUCUGAACUGAAGGAAGAAAAGAUCUCAGUCAGCACUUUCAAAGAGGAGUACUCAUUGAUGAAGUUAGCUGUUUCAUCAAUGGAAACUGAAUUAGCAGAUCUAAAAGCUGAAAGAACAACUUUAGUUCAGACUAUGUCAGAAUUAGAAAAUGCUAGAAUCUGCCUUUCUUCUCGCCUUGAUGAGGAGAGAAACAUGUCAAAGAAAGACUUAUCGAUUUUAAUGUCAUCAGUUGUAGAGCUAAAAAAUGAUAUUGAAUAUUUUCAAGUGGAAAAAAAAUCAUUUAAAUGA